Molecule: messenger RNA, 2490 nt
Organism: Cryptotermes secundus
Lineage: Eukaryota; Metazoa; Arthropoda; Insecta; Blattodea; Kalotermitidae
Gene: step
Product: cytohesin-1
Exons: 9
Coding region: 597-1886 (429 amino acids)
Biological process (GO): regulation of ARF protein signal transduction
Molecular function (GO): guanyl-nucleotide exchange factor activity
Source: RefSeq, a predicted model, not a curated record
UCUGCAGGACGGAAGGCGAACACAGCGCGAGGUAGCGGCAGGAAGCCAGCCAGUUGGUGCUCGGGUCGCAAGGAGAGAGGAAGGAACGAGGUUUCUGCCAUUGUCUAGUGGAGUGACACACGCAGGCUGUGGGAACUUCCGGUUCGCUGCAUGUUGGAGUUUCCUUGAGUUUCAAGUUGUUCUGGACUUGAUGUGCCUUCAGUAUUAGUUGUGUUUAGUGCGUUUAACUGUUUGAUGCGUUGGUAGACAUUUCCUUGUUUUGGUGGGAUUUCCGUGUUUGUGAAAUUGUCUUUAGAGCGGUGUGUGUUCGAGGAUAGGGAGUAGUGAAAUAUUUUAAAGUGGCGUACUGUGUAUUGGUAAAGAGGUAUAAAAAUAGAAAUUUGACGGUAUUUGUGUCCCAGUAAAAGAUUAGUAUAGUUCCCAAGUAACGUUGGUUACAGCCUUUUCUGAAGGUCAUCACUGACGUCAAAUUUGCGAGGAAUAACUUCACUGGUUGCCAAGAAAUACUGUAGUAUCCCGUCUGGUGAUAACUUGAGAAGUGCCGGUGCUUAGAAUGAGCUGAUGAUUUGUGGUGAUCCUAUGAGUGAAGUUUGACCAUGCAAGAGAGAACACAGGGCCGAAGGGCCCAGCCGCCCAUAGCAGUGGCUGCGGGGUGGUUUGCGUCUUUAAAACGGCCCAUAAAACGGACUCGGGGGCGCUCCGGUUCAAAUUCGUCGCUGCCUCCGUCUUCAGGGGGAAUGCUGCUGGCGCGGUCAGCGUGGGACCUGUCUCAAUCGCGAUGGCAACUGAAGGAUGCUCUCGGGGAAGUUGUUGCGGAAAUGGAGAACAUGGAUACGGCGGAUGAGGGUAAAAACAACACCAAGGCAAAACAGAUGUCUAUUGGACGCAAGAAAUUCAACAUGGACCCGAAGAAGGGGAUCGAGUACCUGAUUGAACACGGCCUGCUGAAAAGCACGGCGGAAGAUGUUGCCCAGUUCCUGUGCAAAGGGGAAGGCCUCAACAAGACUGCCAUUGGCGACUACCUCGGCGAGAAGAAUGACUUCAACGAGAAGGUUCUCAAGGCAUUUGUUGAGCUUCACGAUUUCACUGACCUCAUUCUGGUUCAGGCCUUGCGACAAUUUCUAUGGAGUUUUCGUCUGCCUGGCGAAGCCCAGAAGAUAGAUCGUAUGAUGGAGUGUUUUGCACAGCGAUACUGCCAGCUCAAUCCUAACAUUUUCACAAAUACGGACACAUGCUACGUCCUGUCAUUUGCUAUCAUCAUGCUGAACACAAGUUUACACAACCCCAGUGUAAAAGACAAGCCCGCUGUGGAGCAGUUCAUAUCAAUGAAUCGGGGCAUCAAUAAUGGGGGGGACCUGCCCCAAGAGCUGCUAGUUAGUCUGUAUGAGAGUAUAAAGACUGAGCCAUUCAAGAUCCCUGAGGACGAUGGCAAUGACCUUAUGCACACGUUCUUCAAUCCCGAUAAGGAGGGUUGGUUGUGGAAGCAGGGGGGACGGUACAAGAGCUGGAAAAGGCGGUGGUUCAUCUUGAAUGACAACUGUCUUUAUUACUUUGAAUACACGACAGACAAGGAGCCUCGUGGUAUUAUCCCCCUAGAGAACAUUCGAGUACGAGAAGUGAGUGAUCGACACAAACAUCACUGUUUCGAGCUGUAUGCCAGUGGCUCAGACUUCAUCAAGGCUUGCAAGACAGACAGCGAAGGCAAAGUGGUCGAAGGUAAACACACGGUGUAUCGCAUGUCUGCGGCAACACCCGAGGAGAAGGAUGAAUGGAUCAAAUGUGUGAGGCAAAGCAUCAGUCAUAACCCAUUCUAUGAUAUGUUGGCUGCUCGCAAAAAGAAAGCCCAGAAGACAAGUGCCCACCAUCACCACCACUCCAAAAGUUAAAACUGAUUGGAUGUUUGAUAUCGCAUCGCAGCUUGUGCCCACAAGAUCUGGACCUUGUUGAGCUAGAAUCUUAUAUCUUCCAGUGUUGAAACGUUUUGUGUUGGACUCCUGUGUCUGCAUUCUAAUUCAUUAGUAGUGUGUUCCCAGGUUCUGUCAGUAUCUGUAACUACAAUGUGUUUCUGAAGGUGUGUAUGAGCACUGCGUGUAUGUAUACUGUUUAUCACGAAUUAAGUGUUUAUAGCUGAAUGAAUGUGGAAUGUUGUGAGUGCUUGAAUGGUGUUACCUGUAUCCAAAAUAAGUUUAUUUUAAUGAACUAUGAUAUACAUAUAUAUAUAUUCUUACUGACAAAACAAAGUGAUUUGUGGUAUUUAUUAUAUAUUGCAGAAAUUGCCAAAUAGGUCCAUAUUAAUUCCCAGAUAAGCAUUCUGUACAUAUUUAUCAAUGUGCAUUUAUUUGGCAAAUGUAGAAGGUGCAUUUGAACUAAACGGAUGGUUGAAUUAUAGUGAGGCUAUGGGAACAGUUCUCAUGGAUUGAUCCCCCCCCCCACAUCUUUAUCGAGCUGUUGUGCUUCCUCAUCCAGGGUACUUCCCAAUUUUGAUAUAAA